UGAGAAAAUUUGGACUUGGGAGAGAAGAACCAUCCGAAAUUCUCUCUGUAGAAAUUCUCUGUAGUCAAGAACAGCCGUGGAGAGAGAUCACAUGCAAUCUUCUUCCCAGUAAGUACGACGAGUAGCACUAGUGAAGUGAAUCUGCACCCUGGUCGUGCUACUACCAAACUCGAGUUCAAACUGCCAACCACCACAUUACCGGUUCGGUUUUCGUAGUGGGAGGAUGUGAGUGCAAAAGCCGUCGUGAUCGUCGUCUGAAAAGUGAGAGAGUGAGACUCGUCGUUUCUUUUCCUCUAAUUCGCAUCACUGCCAAAAUAAACGCGAUUUCUUUCAUUUUACCAUUUUCAUCUUUUCCUUUGUUGGCAAAAGGAGGGAGGAGGAGAGAGCGGAGAUCCACUUCACUGACUCUCGUGAAGCACUUUGAUUUGCGGUUUAAACUCAAAGAGAAAACAAGUCAGUCAAAAUUAAGGACAAAAACUGGGUGCAACUUUUUCAACCUCGGGAAGGAGAAUAUAUGGAAAGAUAACGAGACAGGAGGGAACAAAAAAUUGUUAUUUGUUGGCUAUUUAUUUCAAACAAAGGUUCAAGUGAAGUGGUGAAAAAUACAUAAAAUUUGACUUUUUCGGGAGAACUGGUAAUAAAAAUACGGCAAAUAUUAUUGAGGAUUUUGCAACGAGUUGUGAUUUUCCAUUGGAAAAUUUCAGUAAGGAAUUCUUCCCCUUCUACAAAUCGAGGAAUAUUUGGGAGCAAGUGUCAAAAUUAUCCCAAGAAAAAAGUCAGCAAUUGGAAUUGUUGCUUUUUUUAAGUGAACCAACUUUUUUUAAACAAGUGCUCCAUUGUUCUGCAUGUUCACAUUUCUCAUGUUGAAAUGUUGUGACACUUUUAAGAGCACACUUAACUUUGAGAGGACGAGAAAAAGGAGUGAAACAAGAGAGUCAGAGAGAUAGAUAAAUGCUGAAAUGUAAUUGAAAAACGACAGUGACUUGUUCUCUCUUAGGUGGUGCGACAGGCUGAACUUUUCUUGUUUAAAAAAUAACAAAUCUCAAAUACUCUGGAUGGAAUGGAAAGUGUGGAAUAAGUUGACAUUUAGUUUGAGAUUUAAUACGUCUUGCGUAAUAAAUUGGUCUAGACAGAUGAUGUAAGAGCAGGGUUUCAAAGAAAAAUUGCGUAAUUACCUGUAAUUUAAUUACAUUUUGCACAUCUUCAAAAUCUAAUAAAAACAAUUAGCAGCAACAACAACAAAGAAGAAUAAAAUAUGCGACAUGGCUUUUCCAACACUUGCAACAAAGUUAUUUGAACAUGAAGUGCUCGGAAAUGAAUACUGCUCUGGAUAUACGGAUCUCUUCAACAAUUGGAACACAGGGUUUUACUGUCCCCAGUCAGCAUCGUCCUUGGCAGUCCAUUGUUGCGGCACUCCAGAAUUCAAGUAUUGCUGUAUAGUAAAGCCAACUGGGUUACCUAUCGACUCGAUUCGUGAUGGAGAUGAUAUCUCAAUGUAUAUGUCUGACACCCCCGUGAUAAUCGCAAUAGCUUGUGGAAUUCUGGCUGUCGUCAUUUUGGUCAUCGUUUCCUCCUAUUUCUUCUGCUCGUGCUGCUUCAUCCACAAGAAACGCGCAAAUGUGCCUGGUGGCAUGUACCGGAUGGAAGAAUCGUCCACUACCAGCUUUCACCAGCAGCAACAGCAAACACAAAAUCAGUCCCUUCUCCCAAACAAUAACUCAUCCGCGGAAGGUUCAUCUAAUCAAAAUUCACGUCCAAUUAUUUCAAUUCAGCCUCAACAAAUGCAAACAAUUGGAAUGGUCGGUGGUGGUGGUGGUCAGCAGAAUCAGAAUCCAUCGACUUUCACUUCCGGAGGAGCAGGAGGACCAACCGCACUUUCACCCGUGGUCAGAAGCAGUAGUCUGAUGGGAUCCAAUGCAAUGCACCACAAUUGGAACGGUGGUGACGACUGUGAACCACACCAAACCGUAUUCCACAUCAAUAGCAACAUGAUUGGGAGUAGUCACCCUUCCUCCUCGAUACACAAUAAUAAUUCACAUUCUGCAAUCGGAAUUCUCCCACCGCCCGCGAGGUUUUCUUCUAAUCAGAACCUGACCAGUUAUGGCGGCGGGAUUGGUGGGCCGCUCAUCUACGGUGAUCGAAGUAACCCACGCGAGGUGCAAAAGUUGUAUGAAUAUGGACCAAUUUCUUCUCCUUACAUCCUCACCAAUAAUGGUGGAGGAGAAUACCUUCCAAGCCAUCAAUAUGGACCAAUUUCACCCUACGUUAAUCACAAUCAGUAUUUCCCUUCGAAUAAUGUUAAGGCCGGAGGGGUGAGUGGUGGUGGGGGCUACUGCACUUCAACGUUGCCAUCCAGCUUGCGAAGAUCUGGGUCUGGAUCGGCAUCAAUCACUUCCGCUACUGGAGGAGGAGGUCGUUCUGGCGUUGGUGGACCUCAACCGUUAAAGUCCAUCUUACGAAAUCCGUUAAAUCCGCAAAAUUCGACUAGCUCUUCGACCAGCUAUCAAUAUGCGCCUGCUUCCAUGCCAGGAAAUACGACGCCGAUUCGAAGUUACACGCCAAUGUCGAUGGGAAGCGUGGGCGGUAGCGGGGGCAGAAGAGUGACCACUGAAGAGUUCGACUUUGGAGAAUCACUCCUCGCAUCGGGAUCAGGGUCUGAUGAGCAUUCUUAUAACAGCUACAAUUUUCCGGAUUACAGUCCCAACAAUAACGGAGAUGGAAAUGGCGGCGGUGGGGGCGGUGCCCGUCCGACGAGUUACAGUCCAAGGCCUGCGCCACAGCGAAGAUUUUCUAAUCCUACGACGGAAUAUCAGAAUGAUAUCAAUCGACUUGGCAAUGAUUUGGAUCCAGAGUCACUCAGUCGACUAAUUGAGCUUGAUCUUGACUCUAAACUUUAAAAUCAUUCUUAGCAAAAAAAAAUAUGUAGCACGAAUCAACCAAUCACCGAAAAAGCACAAAUUAAAGAGGCAAUAUUAUAUGAAUUGAGUGGAAGAAUUAAAUGUUAUUAUUGUUAUCUUCUUAUAAAACUUUUACUAUUGUCUAUUAUUACGUAUUGAUAAUGAAAGAAUUUAUUGUUAUUUAUAUAUAAAACCAAUGUUAAAAUGUUACUGCUACUACUGAUACUUUAUACAUAAAUCAAAGAAAGAAUAACGUGGUGCUGGGUUUUACCUGCUGAACCUGUGGUAAAUAAAGUUUAAUCCUUUUAUGAAAUUUUGACAA
Molecule: messenger RNA, 3219 nt
Organism: Folsomia candida
Lineage: Eukaryota; Metazoa; Arthropoda; Collembola; Entomobryomorpha; Isotomidae
Product: protein encore-like
Exons: 4
Coding region: 1263-2897 (544 amino acids)
Source: RefSeq, a predicted model, not a curated record